AUGCGCGUGGUGGUCAUCGGAGCUGGGGUCAUCGGGCUGUCCACAGCCCUCUGCAUCCACAAGCACUACCACUCAGUCCAUCAACCACUGGACAUAAGGAUCUACGCAGAUCGCUUCACUCCAUUCACCACCACAGAUGUGGCCGCCGGCCUCUGGCAGCCCUAUGUCUCCAAUCCCAGCAACCCACAGGAGGCGGAAUGGAGCCUGCAGACCUUCGACUAUCUCCUGGGCCACAUGCAUUCUCCCAACGCGAAGAAGAUGGGCCUGGCCUUGAUCUCAGGCUACAACCUCUUCCAUGAAGCAGUCCCGGAUCCUUUCUGGAAGGAUAAGGUUCUGGCGUUUCGGAAGCUGACUCCCCAGGAGUUGGACAUGUUUCCAGACUACAGCUAUGGCUGGUUCAACACAAGCCUGAUUUUGGAAGGGAAGGACUACCUGGAGUGGCUGACUGAAAGGUUAACUGAGAGGGGAGUGCAAUUCUUCCUUCGGAAAGUGGAGUCUUUUGAGGAGGUGGCGCGAGGGGGCGCUGACGUGAUCAUCAACUGCACAGGGGUGUGGUCAGGCGCGCUGCAGCCUGACCCCCUCUUGCAGCCAGGCCGGGGGCAGAUCAUUAAGGUUGAUGCUCCCUGGAUGAAGCAUUUUGUCAUCACUCAUGAUCCGGACAAUGGCAUCUACAAGUCCCCGUACAUCAUCCCAGGGCUUCAGAAAGUAACUCUUGGAGGCAUCUUCCAGCUGGGGAACUGGAAAGAGACAAAUGACAUUCGGGACCACAGAACCAUUUGGGAAGGCUGCUGCAGCCUGGAUCCCUCUCUGAAGGAUGCAAAAAUCGUUGGUGAAUGGACCGGCCUCCGGCCAGUGCGCUCCCAGAUUCGCCUGGAAAGAGAACAGCUUCACUUUGGACCUUCAAAUACAGAGGUCAUCCACAACUAUGGUCAUGGAGGCUAUGGGCUCACCAUUCACUGGGGCUGUGCCCUGGAGGCAACCAGGCUCUUUGGACAAGUCCUGGAAGAAAGAAAGUUGUCCAGGAAGCCACCAUCUCACCUGUAA
Messenger RNA from Elephantulus edwardii (Cape elephant shrew), 1044 nucleotides. It is a transcript of the gene DAO, whose product is annotated as D-amino-acid oxidase. The record is from RefSeq and is a predicted model, not a curated record. The coding region runs from base 1 to 1044 and encodes 347 amino acids. The transcript is spliced from 10 exons. NCBI's taxonomy places the organism in Eukaryota, Metazoa, Chordata, Mammalia, Macroscelidea, Macroscelididae. Gene Ontology annotation, molecular function: D-amino-acid oxidase activity; FAD binding.